Messenger RNA from Purpureocillium lilacinum, 243 nucleotides. RefSeq lists its product as uncharacterized. The record is from RefSeq and is a predicted model, not a curated record. NCBI's taxonomy places the organism in Eukaryota, Fungi, Ascomycota, Sordariomycetes, Hypocreales, Ophiocordycipitaceae.
AUGCCUCGCGACGGAGAGCACGCCCACAACGGCCCCUUUGAGGAGGAGGGCCACAACAUUGCCCACGGCGUCGGCAAGGUCGACACGACAAAGGUCGACCGCGCAGACAAGACGGCGCCCAUGCCCGAGGGCCUCAAGGAGCAGGGCGCCGGCCUGCCGGGCAUGAACGCCAGCGGCGGCCAGAGCCAGGGCCUGAAGCAGGGCGACGACGUGGGCCAGGGCGGACGCGGGUCGUCCAACUAA